Molecule: messenger RNA, 842 nt
Organism: Spinacia oleracea (spinach)
Lineage: Eukaryota; Viridiplantae; Streptophyta; Magnoliopsida; Caryophyllales; Amaranthaceae
Product: probable WRKY transcription factor 75
Exons: 2
Coding region: 67-708 (213 amino acids)
Biological process (GO): regulation of DNA-templated transcription
Molecular function (GO): sequence-specific DNA binding; DNA-binding transcription factor activity
Source: RefSeq, a predicted model, not a curated record
UUAUGAUCAUCUCCCAUCAAUAAAAAAUAACACUCCUUAAUUUCUUCUCUCUCUCUCUUUCUCAAAAUGGAAGCCUAUUCCAUAUUCUCUUCUUCUACAAACUCAUCAACUUCUUCACCUACUAAUAAUAGUAACUUUCCUUUUUCAUUAAGCCAAGUAUCUAGCUCUUCUAAUAGCUUUGAUCAUAACAAAAUGGAUCAAUCAUAUCAUCAUCUAUCGCAACGGAUUCCGCCUCCCAUGGUUGUUGUUCAAGCUCAUGAGUUAAUGAGUAAUCACAAUUAUCAUGAUAUCAUUACUCCUCUUAAUAAUCAUCAUCAAGAUAAUGAUGAUGAUCAAAAGAAGAGGAUUAUUAUGGAUAAUGAUGAUAAUAGUAAUAGCAAUAGUGCAAGUAAUAAGAAGGGAUCUUUGGAGAAGAAGGCAAAGAAGCAUAGGUUUGCUUUUCAAACAAGAAGCCAAGUUGAUAUACUUGAUGAUGGUUAUAGAUGGCGCAAAUAUGGCCAAAAGGCCGUCAAGAAUAACAAAUUUCCAAGGAGCUACUACAGAUGCACCUACCAAGGAUGCAAUGUGAAGAAACAAGUUCAACGUCUAUCAAAUGAUGAAGGAGUUGUUGUCACUACUUAUGACGGAAUUCAUUCUCAUUCUAUUGAGAGAUCUACCGAUAAUUUUGAGCAUAUUUUGACUCAAAUGCAAAUUUACAAUUCUUUUUAAGUGUUUUUUUCAAACUCUUAUCUCCGAGAAAAAAGAAGUUAUACUCAGUAACAUCGAGUUGUAUAUAUACAGAGGGGGAAAACCCUAAUAUAUGUACUCGUUUAUUAAUAGAACUUGUAAAUUAAAUUAGCUAA